AUUAUAAUUUAUUAUUAUAAAAGGUAUUCUCUGUUUUAGUUGCUAUUUUAGAAUAAUAAUACGUAAAAUAGUUGCUUAUAAUGUGAACUUACUGUUCAUGUAUAUAAUUUAACCUUCCGUUUUGACACUUCUAACCUAUGCAAUUUCGAUUCUUGACACCAUUUUUGUAAUGCCUUUCUGUGUAUAAUGUAAUACAAUAGGCAAAAUGAACGAUUUGGGCUAUGCAAAAGAGCGUAUAACAUAAGAAAAGUGCUUACAUAUUGAUAAAUAAUAUUUAGCUUGAUAAGGUUAUGUUGAUGUUUUGAUUCGUUAUGUUGGGUGUAUAAAAUCUGAUAAUCAGUUGACAAGUUGCAUGUAAAAAUUCCAUUUUUAACCUUAAAAUGUAAUGACAUUACCUUUAAGUAAUUUCUUUGACUUACAAAUGAAUUUGUUUGGUAAUUAGUUUUAGUUUAUUUUCUAUUUUUUGUUUGUUUGUUGUAAUUGUUAUUGUUAAUAAAUUUUUACUGCCAUUUACAGUUAAUGAUUUAAAUAAAAAUAUAUAUUGAACAUGAUGGAGUGCAGGCAUGAAAAUACAGCAGAAUAAUUUGUAAAUGUUUUAUUGAAAAUACAACCAAAAUGAUAUUACAAUGGUUACAUACAAAUUAUGUGGUCAUAUAACAUAACAUAUGUUUUUAAUUAAAACUAAAGUUAUUAAAUUUAUGAAUGUAAAGUAAUUAGAGCAUAAUGGAAGCAGCAGGCGAGGAUUUUAAUCUCCAUUGGGAGGAAGUUGUAAUUAAGAACUCUCCUAAACAUGAAAACCAAACAAUUUGUGGCCUGGAAGGUGAACAAUCUGUAUCUUACUCUACUAUGGUUUGUAAAUUGUAUAUAUUUUCUGUUUUGUUGAUGUUUGUUUAAAUGCAUGAUUACAUGAAUACUAAUCUAGGCCAUAGACAGUGGGCACUCCUGAGUGAGAUAUAAAGAACUCAAAAUUUAUAGACUAAUCAUGGAGUGCAGCAUUACCAGUCUAAAAAUAUUGGAUAUAUAUGUGUCAACCCGCAUGACCAUUGUAUGGGUAAAUUUUCCAAAAAAUUGCUUACCAGCUAUGAAAUCCAAAAAUACCAUAUUAUACAAUUUAAUUAUAUUUUCAUACAAGGGACCAAUUAUUGUCAUAAAUUAGUUGGCAUCUUAUUUUAUCUUUUCCAAAAUUAACUUUGAGGUAGUGCUGACUUUGCUUUGCCUAAGAGUUUUGAUUAAAUAAUUACCUUCUGUUGUGUUUUUGGUUUCAAGGGUAUGGAGAGCCAAUAUAGUUUUAUACUGACUGUUAUUUUUUUUUUUUGAAGAGUAUGGAAAGUCAGUAUUAUUACAUACUGGAAGCACUCUCUCUUAAUAUUUAGAGAUCACAAUUUUUACUUCUUUUCUUAGAGUUCAUGGGUUGGUUGGUUGUAUUAGCCACUUACCAUCAGGUGUAUUUGAUGAUUAUGAUAACUGAGUGCCUCUGAAAUAUGCCUGAUGGUAUUUAAUAUUAACUGUCCAUUACUUUCUUACAGUAGUCUAAAUGUUAUUGCUAUGCAAAUUAAAAUUGAAUUGAAUUGCAAUUAUUGCUACAGCUGUGUAUUUUGUUUGACAAUUUAUUUGUUUUCUUGAUAUAAUGUAUAUGUUACAGUCAAAAUUUAUAACCGGUUAAAACCACUUUUGACUGCAAAAAUAUUGGGUAAUAGAGAUUUUGGCCAAAUUAUAACGGUUAAAAGUGGUUUUGACAAAGAAUGUUAGUCAACACUACUAUUGACUUAUACUUUUUGAAUUUAAAAAUAGUUCAAUUUUGUCUUUCAAUAUUAUAUUCCCCGAAACUCUUUACUGCUGCAUUGGAAGAUGCUUUUAAGCUUCUGGACUGGAAAGGAUACGGUAUCAACAUCAAUGGCGAGUACAUCACUCACCUUCGAUUUGCAGACGAUAUAGUCCCUAUGGCAGAAUCGCUGGAGGACCUAAGCACUAUGCUCAAUGACCUCAAUAGUGUUUCCCAACGGAUAGGUCUUAAGAUGAACAUGGACAAAACAAAGAUCAUGUUUAAUGUCCAUGUCACACCUAUGCCGGUAGUUGUUAGGAACACUAAGCUCGAAGUUGUUGACGAGUAUGUUUACCUGGGACAAAUAGUCCGACUAGGUAAGUCCAACUUCGACCGAGAGGUCAAUCGACGGAUUCAACUCGAUUGGGCAGCGUUCGGGAAAUUACGGCACAUCUUCUCGUCAGGUAUACCUCAAAACUUGAAAACGAGACUGUACACCCAGUGCGUGUUGCCAGUGAUGACAUACGGAACUGAGACGUGGUCCUUCACUGCUGGCCGGAUGAGGAAGCUCAAGGUCGCUCAGCGAGCUAUGGAAGGGCUAUGCUCGGAGUUUCUCUGCGUGACAAACUCAGAAAUGAGGAUAUCCGCAGUAGAACCAGAGUGACCGACAUAGCCCAACGGAUUAGUAAGCUGAAGUGGCAAUGAGCCGGCCAUAUAGCUCGAAGAACCGACAACCGAUGGGGAAGAAAGGUUCUCGAGUGGCGGCCUCGUACCGGCAGGCGAAGUGUAGGGCGUCCCCCCACUAGAUGGAGUGACGACCUGGAAAGAUAUGCAGGAAGUCGAUGGAUGCAGGUGGCUCAGGACCGUGCUUUGUGGCAUUCUUUAGGGGAGGCUUAUGUUCAGCAGUGGACUUGUGAAGGGCUGUAAUGAUGAUGAUGAUGAUGAUGAUAUUAUAUUUUAUAUAAUUAUCAUUAUAAUAUACGCGGCUUUAGAGUGCCACCCCAGCCACACCUUAACCUACUGUCACUGAUAUUUCGUUUAGUCUGAACUUUAAACAAGGUAAAAUUACUUUUGACUAAGGACGUUGGUCAGAACCACUUUUGACCGGUUAUGAGUUUUGACUGUGAUAUAUACAAUGUAUUGCAGAAUCCACAUCCACUACCACAUACAAAAAUUCUUACAUAAUAGAAGCUAAUAAAAGCUAUAAAUUAAUGGUAAUUAAAUGAUUAUUUUAGGCAUCAGAAGAAAUCAUAGCUGAUACAGAUCAAAUGGCCGCAGAAAAUUUGAUGUAUUUUUCACAAGAUGUAGUUGGAUAUACAGAAACAACUGAGUUGGCGGAUGAUUUAAAUGUUGAAUGUGUAACUGAAGAAGUUAUUACUGAUGAUUGGGUCAUAGCCGGUGGACAGGAAAGGUAUAAAAUCUAUUAGCAGUUGUGUUAUAUAUACAUAAAAUAGUACUAUUUUUAAUUAGAACCUUUUGAUUUCCAGUAACUUUUGAUUUAAUAAUUUUUACAGUAAUUUAAUUAUAACUUUUAUAUUGAUAUGUAAUAAUUAUUAGUCUUUGCCUACAAUCCUACCUGAUGAUAAGUGGUCAUCUUGUGACCUUAACAGUGGUCUUAACAUAUAUUAAUACCUAUUUACUCUUGCCUUGAAGAUACUCAGAUUGUUAUUGGAUGGAGAGACCCAACAAAUUCUUCCCCUCCUUGGCUGUAUGCAUUACAAAGGAAGAUGUAAACUAGCGACAGGCGAUUGUUGCAAAAAAAAAAAAACAAUUGACUGAAUCGAAAAUUGUGCUAUGUAAUGCAUGCGAAUGUGCGUCUGUGCAACGAUGCAUGCGUGUCCGAGCGGUGACCGCACCAUCUUUUGUAACUACUUAUUUAGUAGUAUGCAUAAUAGGUGUGCGCUACGAAUUAGUAGUUAAAGUUGACACGGUAACCGUGUCAGUCAUUGUCGCACUCCGCACGCAGUUAGUCGAUAACAAUAGACUAACUAACAUGGAUGGUUAUCGAAUUUUCACGACUAAACUGAACAAUCAACUAAUGAGGGCAUCCACGAGUUUUUCUGCCACCAGGGCGGCGCCACUAGAAAGUGAGGUAUAAUAUUUGAAAGAUUUCAUAGCGGGGAAGGUAAUUUGUUCUGAAAAUGUGUAGUUUAUUGUUUCUUUUUGUACUAUUGGCUAUAUUUUACAUUAAUAAGAUAAAUAAACCAAACCACAUAUAUUCAU
Messenger RNA from Parnassius mnemosyne (clouded apollo), 3985 nucleotides. NCBI's taxonomy places the organism in Eukaryota, Metazoa, Arthropoda, Insecta, Lepidoptera, Papilionidae. The record is from the annotation of a GenBank genome assembly.